UUGGACAUGAAUGGCCGAGACUUGCAUGCACCCUAGGAUAUUCUCGCACCCUCAUUAUCCUGCUUGCUGACAGCCCUAUGCCAUCCAUGGACGGGUGGGACACACCGCUCUCGAGAAGACUGCGGACCAGACCGACAUCUGGAGUAGUGUCACGUCACAUCCUACGACGAGGUGAAGCAAUUGCAGUGACGCGAGGUCUGUUGCGGUUGGCAUCCAUCCUGCACUCCUAUCCGCCCUUCCUCAGAGGCGUAGUAAGCCAGACAACCAACAAAAGAUGCACUUUGUGCUUACAUGCGAGGAUCUCGCCUGCUUGCUUGCCUCUUGAGUGAGGGUCCCAAUGGCAGACGCAGAUAAGCCAAAGGAUGCUGUCUGCAUGCAUCUCUACUACCGGGGGCACGGCACCUGGGGCGUCUCACUUGUGCUUUGGAUCUUUGGCCUCCCGUACGGACUCUUAUAAAUAGACAGUCCGUUCGGGAAGUAAGAUGAUGAAGGGGACGGUAAUUGGAACUCGACGCUUCCAUAAUCCGAUCCACACAUCAUCCUUCGAGCUCGUGAGUGUAAGACAAAGAUGGAUGGAGCCGGGGAUCGAGCCCCUGUCAAGUUGCGCGCCUCGUGCAACGCCUGCAACGAGUCCAAGGUGCGUUGUAGCCAGACGAAACCGACGUGCGACCGGUGCAAGAAGACGGGAAUGCCGUGUGUGUUUGGCCUGUCACGCCGGAGUCACAAGGACGCGCCUCGCAUCAUGUCCUCCCACUCGCGAUCCGCAUCUUCGUCUGUCACUGGCACAGGUGCCGGCGUGCAUCUGAAAGGACGCUCAAGGGUGGAAAUAUUGGAUGACUUCAACCUCUUUUCGCAGCACCCAGCCCUGGCGCCAAACAGCGUCAUGAUACCUCGUUCGGCGGAUGGGUUGGCAGGUAUAGAUGUCGCCGCCUUAUGGGCGUUUGACUCCUCAGACCCCAUGGACUUUCUCUCGUCCAGCAGCGGUGCCCUUGACCCAUCCCUGAACUCGGCCUCCCUUCCGGGGGGCAACUGGGGCAGUGCCGACGAUGCUGUCAGCCCUCUUCCUCCGUCGCCGCAGCCGCUGAUGCCCCCAAAUUCUUCACAAGCGCAGUCACGUCCGAACCAGCACCCGCAGCAGCAGCUGCUGCAACGGCUUCAACACGAGCAGUCAUCUUUGCCGCCCCACGACCACCAUGGCCCGCAACACGCCCAGGACCCUGGCUCGGGGCCGGAGGACAGUGCCUGCGCCUGUAUAUCGCGCGUCAUACCAGAGGUGGCACGCAAGUCGCAGGCAGCACGUGCCCAGGCGGCAGGAAGGCCGCUGUCGUUCGACGUCGAGCUCUUGCAGCUCAAGCAGGCCAUCCUGGCAUGCGAGGCGUCCAUGGUGUGCCAGUCGCACCCCUCCGACCCCACCGUCAUCAUGAUCACCGGCCUCCUCAUCGGCGACAUCGUGGACGGGUUCAAGACGCUGCUGGGCGGAUCAACACCAGCGACCAACACGUCGCCGUCGUCCUGCUCGACAUCCUGGUCCGUCAGCGCCGCAGACAGCGGACCCACCACCACCAGCGACAGCCAGGCCAAUAACGUGGGCUCACCGACAGCCCCCGCGCGGGGGUCAACCUGGAACGACCAGAAGGUGGUCAGCCCAGGGACAAGGGUUCGUCCGGGCCCCGGUAAUAUAGCGGGCGAGCCACGGCUCAGCUGGGGAGUGCUCCAGCUCGAGGACGACGACGAGGUGGAGCUGCGGCACCGCCUGUGCCAGCUCUACUUCCGCCGGCUGCGCAGCCUGCUCAGGAACUUCGAACAGGCCGUCCGCCAGUUCCGGGAGGCGCAAGGCUUGGCCGGAUCCUCCACAGCCACCUUUAUCAUGGCUUGCGACUACCUGCGCAUGUGGCUGGAGCAAAAGGUGGACACGGUCAAGGAGCUGUUCAAUGAUGCGGAUAGAGACGAGCUCUAGGAUUAUGGAAGCAUGAUAGACGGUGGGUUAGAGGCACAACUUGAAGAGCUACUCCCGUGGUUGCUCGAAUAAGAUUGUAUUAUCCCCCAAGGGCCUACAAGUCACUUGAAGCCAGCCGGCGUCGGCUUUCAGGUCAACCCGCCCCGCUCCAGCUGCAUGUUCAUCUUGUACCUACAUUCAAUAGAGGAAUACAUAGUCUCUGAAGGUUCCUUGUUGCUGGGGAGAAAACCCUAGCUGGGUACCCCAUGUGAUCUUGGUUACUUUUGCAAAAGCCUUGGCCCUCUGCCCAAAUUGCGCCCUCUGCCCAAAUCGCCG
Messenger RNA from Diaporthe batatas, 2272 nucleotides. RefSeq lists its product as uncharacterized. Gene Ontology annotation, molecular function: DNA-binding transcription factor activity, RNA polymerase II-specific; zinc ion binding. Gene Ontology annotation, biological process: regulation of DNA-templated transcription. The coding region runs from base 569 to 1957 and encodes 462 amino acids. The transcript has a single exon. The record is from RefSeq and is a predicted model, not a curated record. NCBI's taxonomy places the organism in Eukaryota, Fungi, Ascomycota, Sordariomycetes, Diaporthales, Diaporthaceae.